GAAGCGAGGCAGGGAGGGCUCUUGCCAGCGCAGAUUCCAUCUCCUCUCCGGGCGCCCGGGUGCCCGUCGUGCGCUGCCGCUCACUCCUGCACACAGCGGAGCUGUGGCUAAUCAUAAACACAUCAGCAUUUCUCUCCCAUCCCUUCUCAUCACCCUGUGCUCCAAGAAGAAGAAGAAGAAGCAGAGAGAGGUCCGGGGCUGCGGGUGAGCGUGUCUUUGUGGCACCGCUGGCUGGGCGGGCUGACAGAGGCGGCAUUGUUGGCGGGCUGUGCCCGCCUGGCAGCCGCGGAAGGUGCGAUCCGCGCCCUGCAUACGGAAUCGGGGAGCGGCCGGGACAGGGCCAGCGGCUCCGAGAGCUGCUUUAAUGCCCGGAGCCAGUUUUAGAGCUCUGCUCCAACAGCUUCUCCUGGGAUCUUCUUCUGCACAGUGCAAAGAGGGUCUAGGAUGAGGAGUCCUUGUUAAUCAAAGCCCAGAAGCUUUUGCUUCAUCACUGGGAGAGCCUGUAUGAAGAACUGUGUGGAUGAAGUUAUAAGAAACAGAAGGUGCAUGCAGCACAGAUGUCAGUCUUCUUCAAGGAGUAACUUCUUCAACCCCAAGUGAUACCAGCUCCUGCUAGUACCAUGGGGCUAGAGGGUGUUUUUUUAGGCACUGGACAGAUCCAAGUAAUCCUGUGGGGAAGUUUGGCAGCCAUGACAACACUCUUGUUCCUCACCUUCCUCAUCUUCCUUUGCUCCAGCUGCAAUGGGGAAAAGAAGGCCAAAAAUCAGAAUGGAGAUCAUGAAAAUCUGAUGAAUGUGCCUUCCGAGAAGGAGGUGUUCAGCCAUUCCAUCACGAGUUCCGUCACGGAGCCUCCCCCGAACAGCGAACAGAACGGGGCCCUCAGCAAUGGAGAUGUUCUUUCUGAGGACAGUACAGCUGCCUGUAUCCAGCCUUAUGAAGAAGUACAGACAUCUGAUCUCCUAGAUCAACAGGAUAGUCUUGGAAAGUCUAUAAAAUGUCACCAGAGCCGGGAAUUACCCAGCAUUCCCCCUAACAACCCCAUGGAAACUAUAAUCUCAUCUAGAAAUGCAGAAAAUGAUCAAGGUCUUGGAAUGGAAGGGCCUUACGAAGUCUUGAAAGACAGCUCCUCUCAGGAGAACAUAGUUGAAGACUGCUUGUAUGAAACUGUGAAGGAAAUUAAAGAUGUUGGAGCAGUAGUCAGCAUGGAAGGGAACCCUAACAGCAAAUCAAAGGCUUCACUGACAGUUUCUGAAGGUCAGAACCAGAUUCCUGAGUGCAGAAUUGAGUCAGCAGAAUACGCAUCUGUUGACCGAAACAAGAAGAGUCGCCAAAGUGCAAAUUCAGAAAGCCCUCUUGACAACAUACCAGAUGUAGAGGAUGAGCUUCCCCCUCCAGUACCCAUGAAACUUCUUGAUGAAAAUGAAAAUGUGCAAGAAAAAGAAGUGGAAGAAGAAGUGACAGAAGGAGCAAGUAAACCAGAAAAGAGGCUUAGUUCAGUGUCUUACAAGUCUCGAGAGGAAGAUCCAUCUCUUACAGAAGAUGAGAUCUCAGCCAUGUACUCAUCGGUGAGUAAGCCGGGACAGGCCAUCAAGGCACUGGAUUCUCCUUACACCUGCAUUCAAGAAAUUGCAUCCCAGAGGUCCCCCUCCAUUUGCAGUGGCCUCUAUGCAAGUGUGAAGGACUUUGAAAACGCCCUCAAUCCCACCACUGUGCCUCAGCCAGCGGACAGACCAAACGGGGAGCUGGAGCCGGACUAUGAAGCUAUCCAGUCAGUGAGCCAGGAGGAGGACAGGACCUUGGCAGUGCCUAACACAAACCACACUGCUCUUUCAGGAGAGAGCGACUACGAGAGCAUAGGGGACUUGCAGCACCACAGGGAAUUCACCAGACUUUAACCACUCUGGCAGCAGAUUUCCCUGCCGUUCUUUUCAAAGGACAAUGAAACAUGGAGAGGGAAAUGCUUUUCCUAUGGAGCACAAGUUGUGAAGAAGCAAUGUACGUUUCAGCCAGGGUGUGAUACCUGCUGGUUUUUCUGGGUGGUGGAUCAAGGCUCAUGGGAAAGGGUACGUCAGGUCAGAAAGAUGACCAGGAAAAUGUAAAGGUUUCUUUAUUGUUAUUAGCUCCAAGGCAAACGUAAUUUGGGAAGGAGUGCCAUGCUUGUUGUCCUGAUAGGAUUGUGUACCAAAAAGACUACCUUUACACAAAACUAGCUUCUCGUUUUAAGAGAUCAUUUCAUGUAAUUUUCCUCAAAGUGUUUUUCGAGCAUAAUUUUUCAUUCAAGUUUUGGCAUCUGCAAUUUUGAGCAAACCACGGAUAACUGUACCUCAACUCAGACUUACUCUGCAGGGCUGGGGAAGAUGCACUCACUUCUAUGUCCUUUGGGGAGCUCUGUCCACCUUCACUGCAACUAAAGUGCAAACAACAGUAGUGCACAAGGGACUGACUCCAAAUGUACUUGAAUUAAUUCUGCUGGCUUUUUCUUUUCUUUUUUCUUUCCUUUUUUUUUUUUUUUUUUUUUAAUGUCAAGGGCUGUAGAAUGUGACUUGCAGUAUUUGAGAUGUGUACUGGUAUUUGUAGGGGUUUUGUCUGAUUAUUUGUGAAAUAUCCCUUUAAAAUGGCAACGGUCACCCUUAGCAUUCUUGCACUGUUUCCCUGAAAUGGACAGAAACACCUACACAUACACACACACCCCAGACCAUAGAUAGUCAUGUUGCAAAAAUUGUGCAAUUGAAUGCCUUGGCAUAAUAUGUAGUCUAACCUUUGUAGUGUUGCGUAAAUUUUUUUUGCAGAAUUUUGCCCAUUUUAAAGACUUAACUAUUUUAAUGUUUGUCUAGUUUCUUAUCUAGGAAAAAUUAUGUACUGUGUUGAGUGGGUAAUACUUUUUUUUUUGGCAACAUAUUUUUCAUCUUCAAAGUUUCUGUAUAUUAAUUUACUGGGGUUUGUAACAGGAGGAAUCCCAUUCUUUAUUUGGGCUUGGUUUUUAAAUUUUUUUUCCUAUUUCAAAAGUAGAUAAAUGAAAAUUGCUUUGGGGUUGUUUUGUUGACUUUUUCUGUCUCCUUGAGCAGGGAAAUGGAACAUGCCUUGCUGAUUUUAAGCUAAAAUCAUGGAGUCUAUGUAAAAGAACACUGCCAAAGGGCAAAAAAGAGGCAAAAGAGACAGUGGGAUUUAGUCAGGCAUAGCCACUGGUCCUCCUUGUUCUUCUGCUAAAAGGAGCAGGAGGGCAACUAAGACCUACUUGGGCCUCUGAAAAACAGUUCGAAAGCCACUGGCUUUUCAAAAAUGCUGAGUUAUUCUGUUACUGUGAAAAACAAAGUACAGUGCUUGGAUGAAAUAAGCAGGUACUGAUUGGUACCUUUUUUCUUCAAGAAUAAUACAAUAAAUAGUACAAUGGUACAAGAGUAGUCCAACAGUAAAGAACUAGCAUUGUGUGACAUGCAUGUGCACAUAUCCCCAUGUAUAUAAGCAUACACUUGUAAUUUGGACACAAGUAUAAGUUAUAGUCCAAGUUGGCAACAUUCACAUACGUAAUAUCUGGCAUGUGCUUGAAGAGCAGUUUAUUUUUAAUUCAAAAUAAACAGUACAUAAACUGAGGUUGGCUUAUUCUGUAGUAAACAAAACAGGUCUACUUUCAUCUCAAUUGGUACUGGGUUUUGAAGGUUGAACCCUUCUCAGAUCCUUAGUCAGUUCUCACCAUGACUUGGUACUGUAAAGAAGAAACCUAGAUCUGGUUACACACAUUUAUUAGAAAUAGCUUCAUAACUGAGAGAAGUGUGCUGAUUUACAGGCUUUGCCUGCAAGUAGUACAGCUCUGAGGAGCAGUGCAGCUGUGCAGUCAGCCUCUGCCCACGGGGUGGUUCAAACUUUGUGGAUCCUGACCUCAAGGGACAGCGCAGCACACUCGAUCUCCGACUCUCUUCCUUGGAGGAGAAGCAGUUCAGACCACUCUACAUCCAUCCUGUUCUUGACCACGCUGCCGUGUUUUGACAGCUGCAGCAAACCCUUUGCUUCCACUUCAGUGCUUUUUAAGGAUGACUGUGGUUCUGCUUUCUGGAGCUUUUCCCUUUAUAAAAGUUUUAGUUUCUGUUUCCUUGAAUGUGAAUUCAUGAAGUUCACCUUUGAAUGUUCUCUCCUUCUACUUCACACUGUUUAAGGCCAAAGAUAAGAUGCACCAUUUUUCAGAAUAUUUGUCAUGCUGGAGAAUUUCUUUAGUCUUUAACUAUGUGUUUGCUGUCUGUUCCUUGCUCAGGGGUACCAGUUAUAUAUAUAGUCCUCAGUCUGACUCCUGCAGUUUAGUGGCAGGCAUACCUCAACUCCUGAUAUUCCCAAAAGCAUCCCAAGGCGUAGUUAUCCCUCUACAUGGAUGACUGCUUUUGGAGAAAAAGUAGGAACAUGAGGUUUGCCAGGUUCACUAGAUUCAAUUUCAAGACCAAUUCAAAGAUAUCUUGAGAUAAUGUCAAUUGAUAGCAAAGAACAGCACUGAAUUCUUGAUUGUAAAAUUUUAAGGUGCAAAAGAAGAAAAGCAAACAUCACUCUAGAAAUACCCCCUUGAGACCAGCAGGUCAAAGGAUGGUGGAGGACUGUCCAGUCAUUCUGUUGUCUUUCACAGCCAGAUCAGAAAUGUUGCUUUGUAGGAAGGGACACAAGUCCUUCCAUCCUUUCUUUCCUCUGUUCUGACAACUGUUCCUGAGAUCCCCUAGGCUUCCCUUUUACACAGUGAAAGAAAAAUUUUCCUCCACCUCUCUUCUUUCUUUGGUUUCUGUUUUUAACCUGUCUCAUCCAGCCUUGCACAGGGAGCUGGUACCAUGUCUGCAGUGCUGUGCUGUGGCACUUUCCUUCCUCUUUCAAUUACUUUCAGGCUGGUCACCACCUUUUAAUGGUUCAUCAGACCUCAGUCUCAUGGAGAAGCAAUUCACACUUUGGAUUACUGCUUUCAGGAUGUGUACCUGCCCUCAGCCUUGAGACCCCACGCACUGGACUUAAAAGCUGAAAAAAAUAAUUACCCUCCUGAACAAGGAUGUAUGGGGGAGUUCAUAACUCCCCUGCAAUCUCCAUUAUGUAGUUUAAUGCUAAAUUAAAAUGGUUUAGAAUUCAGUCCAAGGUUGGUAAGUGAGUAUUAACAUUUCUUCAAAAAGAAUCAAGGUUCUGGUUUAGUUCCCUCUUCCCAGAAGUAAUACCUGUUCCUUUGUGGCAGUUGUCAAUGCUUCCUUUUCAUUAUUAUAUUUGAUAGAAAGAUUUUUCCAGCAGUAAUCCCCAAAGAGAUUUAUCUGACUGUAAAGAAAAGGGAGUCUCUUCUACUUGUCUCUUUGCUCUUUUUAACUCUUUCACCAUAUCCCUAAAUAAAAUAUCAAUAUCCAAAAUGAAGUGUUUGUUACCUGGUGAUGUUUUCUGGGGAAGAUUCACAGUCUAUUUCUUUGCCUCCUUUUUUUGGCACAACUGUACAAUAAGAUCUCACAUCAAAUUGCCACAGUAAGGCAAACAGAAGCUGUAAUGUGUAUAUAACUGCACUAGUGAAAAGGUCUUUUUUAUUUCCCUCUGGGAACUGGUAGAAAAUAGGAAAUGCAGUUCAGACAUCUCUUCUAUGAAUCUUCCAUGAGAGUUGUUCUUACCACAUACCUAAACCAGUGCUAAUCCAAUAUGUAAACCAGUCAUCCUGUUCUACCAUGAGUGUAGAAUAACUUUCUCAGUCAGAGAGAGAAGUAAAUUCUUUGCAGACACCUGUAGCAUGGGCAUGUACAUAAUUAUCACAGUUAGAUCAGUUGUAGUGCCUUUUCUACAAAGUAGCUAAUACUUCCAUACUCUUUUCCAUACUGUAUAUGUUUAACUAAAAAGUACAGAGGGACAACCCCAAUGUUUACUUGUCCCAACUUGGAAACAUCUUUAUAGAGACACAUUUAAUGAUAACUCAGUUAACUAGACUUCAGUUAGUCCUACAAUAGCAAUAGUCACUCACAAACAUCCACUAAAAAGCCCAGUAAUGUAGCUAUGAAGACCAAGCUUUGCAAUAAGAAUUAUCAGUCUUCUUUUGAAGAACCUAGCUUUUGCAAUAGUGAGCAUUCAGGGAGGUGGUGUUCAUGUCAACUGUGAACAAUUUGUUGCUUCAGUCUUUCUAUUCAUAUAAAUUGCAGGCUUGCUUACAUGUAGCAGGAUCCAUGGAGUGAGGGAUGAGUAGGUGUGGGGAUUCAUAUUCAUGAGUAACCCAGAGCUGGGUCAUCCCCAUAGUUUCAACUGGCUGAUGACCAGCUGCCUUUUCUCCAAGCCCUCAUCUAUCGUGCCUUCAAGGAAUCCAUCCUGUGGGGCUGCAUGCUUCUCCAUGGCUCCCUGAACAGCUCCUGUCCGCUGGUUUGAACACAAUUCCACGUACACGGUGCUCUCAUUCAACCUUUCAAUGGUGCUUUUAUAAGAUGCUGGAUAAAUGGUUUGCAUGUGUAAAGCUGUGACACAGAGUGCUCUCUCUGGUAUUGUCUGCUUUCCAGAACUUCAUGUUAACUGUGCUCCUCUUGACUACAAGAGCUGACAGUGCUGCCCUGUCUCUUGCUCAUCUGGCUGCAGCCAGGGUGGAGUCACCCCAUGUGACAGUACUGCCUAGGCUGGGACACGGGUGUUUAAAAGCAGCCACUCAGGCCAGGUGACUUGGCUUGGAAGCAGCUAGAGACAGGACUCUCAUCUGUGCACUGUGGGACUGGAAACAUCAUACCCCAGCUCAAGGACUUUAUUUCUGUCUCCUAUUGUGCAUAUACAUUUGUUUUCCACGUGACUGUAAGAAAUCUGUUUCUGUAUCAAACAUUUUGAUUUAGACCACACUUCAGUGAGGGGCUCUUGCUCUUAGGCAAAUAAUCAGUUCUUUCAAAUGAGUUCUAUUUUUUCAGGUUGAAGUAUGCCUGAAUAAGGCUUUUACAUGCCUCACAAGUAAUUUGGUGUGGUAGUCUGCUGCAAAACAGAAGAUUGCAGAAAGAUGCUUAGCCUGACAGAUGCUCCUUUGGUGGUGUGCUGAAGACUUUCAAGGGCAGGUCUCUUCCUGGGAGCAGGGAACAUAACUACUGUUAAUACAAUUUCAUAUCCUGGUGCUAAAGUUGAUUUGUAGCAUCUCCUCUGGGAGGGUGGUGGCUGAAGUCAUUGCCAGAGCAGAUCUCAGCCUCAGAAAAGAACAUAUAUAUAUAAUAUAUAUGCCUUGCUGCUGGCAAGCAACAUGUGUUCAGGAUUAUGAUAAAGAUAAAUGCUGCAAAUGGAACAUCACAGAGCUAAAAAUACAGGGUUCCCUUUCUUCAAGGAGAGAGAACCACCCUUGGCUGGCCAGCAUAAAAUAUCCCAGGCUUACAGAACUUGUUAAACAAAUUAAUUGCCUGUGUGGUGAUUUUCCAGGAGUGCAUUAGGAUAUCACAUACAGUAGGCACCGUUCUUUUCUCCCGAACAGCAGAAAAAUGACAACUUAUUUGUAAUACAAGGUUCCCAUUGAUUAACUGAUAAAACUUAAUUUACAUAUAAUCCAAAGUUCAGUAAGAGUGUCUACACAAUGUAGAUAUAUUUUAACUCUGGCACCCCAAUUUCCAUAGAUAUGCACAGAUUAUCUUUGCAUUACAAACCCAUUGGUCUGUGCCCAGUCUAUGGGAAAUAUAAAUCUUACAGUUCAGUUUUUACAAGCUGUGAGGUUUUGUUUCUGGAGGCCUUUAGUUUUAAAGUGGCCAGAAGGACAGUCACUACAAAUAUGAUAGCAAAGUGCCUACAAAGAUGGAUGUUUCUAUAAAGGCAAAGAUGCUCACUGUCACUGCACAGCCACUUGACUACUGUAUGUGGUGCUCUCUUGCCAUACACAUUCCUAAAUACUGGCUUUGAUUUGUGGUGUUCGUUUAUUGUUAUAAUAGCACAGUCUAACAAGGGUUUGGUCUCUGCAAAUGCAUUGGCUAAUUUUAACUAGCAUGUGUUUGUACAGAAAAUACAAAAUGAAUUUUUUUUUCAUUUAGAAAGUAGGUAUGUUAUUUCCUAUAGUUUAUGAUAAUGCUACAAUUAGAUUAUUCAUAAGGUAUGUUAGUAACUUGACUUCAGAAUGAUUCAUUUGAGGUUUCAGAAUGCCUCCUGUUCACUACAAGACAAUAUAACCAACUCUUGUCCUUUUAAUCUUGCUAUAAUGAGGAAGGGGGCUUAAACAUUACAAAUCUUAUUACUAUAAAAUAAAAAGAGACAGUUCUGAUGCUUUCAAUUCCUAAUGUCUAAAAAGAGAACAAUUUUAACUCAUAUUUUAACUUUCAGCAUAGGUGGGAUUUGGACUACCCUCUUAUUUAUGGAACUGCUCUUCCCCACUAUGUUCAUCUGUCAUCACCUGAGUAUCUCUUUUGUCCUUAGUGAAAUAUUACAGUUGUACAGAGGGCACAGAAACUGCAUCACAUUAACACUCCUGAAUGGGACCUUUUCAAUGUGCCUGUGAGAUUAAGAAGCCUGGACUUCAGUCUGAUGUUUUGAGGCAAUUGCAUCCUGUCUGGAGGACUUCUGUGGAGGUCUUCACUUUCUUUCCAGGCAAGCAAUUCUGUAUUUUCCAAGCAUUCACAUGACACAUGUUAAGAUGUGAAUUAUCACAAUGUUUAAAUGCAUUAUUGAAGAGACAUCUAAGAGCACAAGAACCUUCUUUCUCACAUGUCUGAGGAUACUAGAAGUUGCUCUUUGUAUCUUAGACUGAGAAAGGUCACAUAACCAGUGUCCUCAGAACAUCCUACCAGCAGAUCUUUGAAAUGAGCCACUGUGGUGGCUCCUGAGUUUCUGCAUGUAUGUACCAACUUCACAAUUUCCAGCAGGGUUCAUCUCAUCAUCUCAUCUCAUCUCAUCUCAUCUCAUCUCAUCUCAUCUCAUCUCAUCUCAUCUCAUCUCAUCUCCAUCUCACCUCAUCUCUGUGGCAUGACUACUUAGCAAUGGCCCUUUGCUUCACAGCCCCAACCCCUUUAACUUAAGGAGGGGGAUGUGAGCUGCUUCUCCUCAGUCUGACCAGUCUUUCUAGAUGAAAGUGUGCUAAGAUCCCACCUUCAGAACCACAAAAGAGCAUUCACUGUCAGGGUAAGACAGGUACAGCCCACAGCAGCAGCUAGGAAAAAAGGUAAAGUAACAAUAGUUAAAUUUCAUUUGCACUUCCCCCUUUCCACAGACAACCUGUUUUGAAAGAUUUUUGAAGUAGAAAAGGUUACAAUAAAGGGAGGAGUUGCUGAGAGUCUCACAAGAGAUGGAUAACAUUGUUUAUUCUCCUCAGUUUUCCCUAUAUAGAGAGAGGCAGGACCAAGUCAUCACCACCCAACCAUGAUGCAGCUGGAUUAUCUUUUAUCAAGCCUCCAUAUCAACAGAAUGGAAAUGAAUAAAUUCUAAAUACAUGUUUUUGUUCUCUUAGAAACCCAACAUGGACAAAUGUAAAUGCACUAAAGUAAGCACCAUGUGUAGAUCUGGACUUGCAUCAUAUGGGUUUUUUAGCAAAAAACAAAACCCAAAUGAACAAAAAACCCAACUCUAAUUGGAUUACUUUAUUUAAAUAGAAUUCUUUGCAUGAGCCAAGGCUGCAGGAUUGGGCCCUAAGAGUUUAGAAGUUUGGUUUAGUGAUAGGUACUUUUGUUUGUUUUUUCAGUGAAAUGUAUUUUCUUUUUUUUAUAUUAGUGAGUUGAUAUGACUUCCAUAAAAACAACAAAAAAUAGUCAGUUAUAGGGAUAAUUAUGUCUAAUAGCUAAUUAUUAAAAUCGUGCCUCAGUAAGAGUCACUUAAAAUUGGGUGCUAUAUGA
Serinus canaria (Common canary) is the source of this 9746-nucleotide messenger RNA. RefSeq names its product phosphoprotein membrane anchor with glycosphingolipid microdomains 1 (gene PAG1). Gene Ontology annotation, cellular component: plasma membrane; membrane raft. The record is from RefSeq and is a predicted model, not a curated record. Bases 621 to 1895 code for a protein of 424 amino acids. The transcript has 8 exons. Gene Ontology annotation, biological process: negative regulation of T cell activation; intracellular signal transduction. NCBI's taxonomy places the organism in Eukaryota, Metazoa, Chordata, Aves, Passeriformes, Fringillidae.